GUUCCUAGGAUACCGUGGGCUAGCUUGUAUAUCCGCGAGUGCUUUGCCUCGGACAGCGAAAUUCACGUGCGUUCUGAUCUUCAAAUAAGCCAUGGGAAGUGGAAUUUCGAUUCAGAGACAUUUCCAGAUUUGGCCCGCGCCAUCAAAGUCGUAGAUCAGGGCCGGGAUGUUAGCUUCAACCAUUUGCUCGUCAAAAUGGAUGGUCCUUACACAGAAGCCUCGGACAUUUCUCAGUGGAGCAAGUCCCGUGCCGGAUUUGUUGAUGGUACAGCAUGGAAGGACACGAUCGAUCUUAUCAAGCAGUGGAUCCUGGCUUGCGACACCGGCCAUAGGCAGUGCAAUGACCGUGCGAUGGACACGAGCUGGUUUCCUACCCGGGUCCUCGAUCUCGCUCCCCCAGAGCUCGCCAAGUCUGAUGAAACAGCGGUCAAGGUCAUCAAAAGAGAACAAGCUGUGCCUGGGGAACGCUACGUCACCUUGAGCCACCGCUGGAACCCACACACCCCCAAGCUGACCUCCUCAAACCUCGAGGCCCGGUUUCAUAAGAUACCCUUUGAGGAUUUGACCAAGACAUUCCGUGACUUCAUAACCGUAUCUCGGCUCCUGGGCGUUCGAUAUGCUUGGAUUGACUCGCUUUGUAUCAUCCAGGAGAGUGAACACGGUGGCUCCGACUGGAAGCAAGAGUGCCUGACGAUGGAUCAAGUAUACAGAAACUCGUUUUGCAACCUCUCGGCAGACUGGGCCACCGAUUCAGAUGGCUUUUUCCUCGACCGAAAAGUGCGACAGUUUGAUCUUCCUACUGUCAAUGUUGAAUUUCGAACCACCGAAGACAGCGAAGACAGCGAAGACAACGAAUACAGUGAAUACAUCAGGGAACAAGAGUUUGAAUAUCUCGUGGUCGACAAUGGCACCUGGCAAUGCGAGGUAACCAACUCGCCAAUCAAUUCUCGAGGUUGGGUUCUCCAGGAACGCUUCUUGUCACCACGCGUACUUCAUUUCUGCCGAAAUGAAGUCAUUUUCGAAUGCUGCGAGGGGUCAAAAUCGGAGCGGUUUCGACGAUCCAUACCGGCAAUUGAUAAGGUUGCUUUCGAGCCCUUCAAGAACUUUGUCGAGAAAUUUGCUGGCACAUAUGAUACUGCGGCUUGUUACCGGGUGUGGAGCAGAGUCCCAGGGAUCUACACCAGGUGCGCGCUCACUGUGGCUUCGGACAAGUUGGUUGCCAUCUCGGGCAUUGCGCGCUAUCUCAAGACCUUCCUGGCAGAUGAUGUCUACGUCAUGGGUGUUUGGGCUUCAAUCAUCUCCACUCAGAUGCUUUGGUCGUGUGAUGAGAACACGAUUAGAACCCGUCCCGUCAACCACCAAAUCCUAGGUGAACAAGAACCCCUUUCCAUGCCAGCCGUCCAAACAGUCUCGACACCUCUUCGCCAGUGCAAAGGACCGACCUUUUCCUGGGUAUCAACAGACCGGCCCGUUUCCUUCCCAAUUCCCUACCCCGAGGCUUACAUUACAUGGAAACCGGUUUGCGAGUGUCCAAGAUUAGUUAAGUACCGAGAGGGACAGGUCCCAUUUGAUGAACCCAUCACCGAGGACAUAUUCGAUUAUCCCAGUGAACCAAGGGUAGAGCUCAAGGUAGCUGGUCUUCUUUGUCGCGUGAGGCUGAUAGAUACUGGAAGGAUGUACUUGCGUGCCGUCUUCGUCGAUGAGAAUGACGGUAGACCUGGGCAUUACGAAUCCUCACGGCAUCGUACAGCCGACGGAAGCAAAGUAUUUCUGGAUUUCGAUGUUGAUCCUUCAGGAAUCCCUAACAUUGAUUCACGAGUCUACUUCUGUAUGCUCUGGGCCGAUACUGAUAUCGUCAGUAAGAUUAUGAGACCAAGGGUCUCUAUUAUUCUCGAGUUAGUCGAUUCGGAAAUGGGUCGCUUUCAUAGGAUUGGCACAAUGACUCACUUCUGGUCGGCUCUACAGCCCGUGGUGAACUUUUCUGGCUGGAAUUACGACCCAGAGACGCGGCUUCACACCAUCUAUAUCAUUUGA
Molecule: messenger RNA, 2034 nt
Organism: Fusarium keratoplasticum
Lineage: Eukaryota; Fungi; Ascomycota; Sordariomycetes; Hypocreales; Nectriaceae
Exons: 2
Coding region: 196-2034 (612 amino acids)
Source: RefSeq, a predicted model, not a curated record